Molecule: messenger RNA, 840 nt
Organism: Microdochium trichocladiopsis
Lineage: Eukaryota; Fungi; Ascomycota; Sordariomycetes; Xylariales; Microdochiaceae
Exons: 2
Coding region: 1-840 (279 amino acids)
Cellular component (GO): mitochondrion
Source: RefSeq, a predicted model, not a curated record
AUGGCGGGCCCAGCCAACGAGCUGCGGAAGCAAUGGAACACCAAAAAUCUUGGCGGCCGGCUGGCCACCGAUUUUGUCAGCGCCUUCUGUGCUGCUUCAAUGGUUGCGCCAGUCAUCUCAAUAAUAGAUAGGUCAAUCAUGGAGAAUGCUAGUGGUCGGGCCACACUCAGCGACUCGCUCAAGUCAUCGUUCCGCAAUUUACUGCUCCGCCCGCAAACAGUGCUCUUCUCGAAACCAGUAGCUCUCAUCGUUAUGCUGUACGGCGGCACGUAUCUGACAGCCAAUACCCUCGACACCUGUACAGCAACUGUAAAGAACCGCCCGGCCACUCUCGUCACAUCGGGCACCACAAAGUUCUUUGCCAGCUCCGCCAGCAACAUCGGCCUCUGCAUAUACAAAGACGCCGUCUACGUCAAGAUGUUUGGCCCUGCGACUGGCUCCCCGCGACCAGUCAGCCUUCCGUCCUACGCCCUCUUCACACUGCGCGACUGCCUCACCAUAUUCGCGUCUUUCAACGUCCCGCCACUUCUCGGCCCCGUCUUCGAAUCCAAGAUGAGCAAUGAGCUGCGAAAGAAGAUAUCGGGCCAGACCAUGGCGCAGUUCGCGGCGCCGGCCUGCGUCCAACUCAUCAGCACACCCGUACAUCUCCUCGGCCUGGACAUUUAUAACAGGCCCAAUGGCCACGCAGGCCCGGUCUCCUGGCAGGACCGCUGGACGCAGGUCCGGCGCAACUGGCUCACCAGCUCGAUGGCUCGCAUCUGCCGCAUCGUGCCUGCUUUCGGCGUGGGCGGUACGGUCAACGCAAAAGUCCGCAGAAGCCUGAUGGAGAGGCUUUCAUGA